AUGCUCAUCCAAAUUCUGUUGUUGUCUUUGGCAUUUACCAAUAGAUGGAAUCUAGUGCUCGCACAGUCUGCUACGGGAACGACCUCUUCGGUACUAGUAUCUCCCACUACCAGUGAAUCGAGUACCGCAAGUAUUGCGACCACGACUGGCUUUCCUCCAAUCGGAUCUAUUCCUCGCGAUUACACACCGGAAGGACUAGAACAACUUUGGGACAUCGCUCGUAGUUCUAUCGGACCUGUCGAGCCUCCUCCGUUUACCACUACUCGCGCUCCUAGUGCGGCGGUUACACUACCGCCAUCUCCUCCACCUUUGUAUCCCUCGUUCUAUGUUCCCGCGCCGAAGGAUAUCCUUCCAGACGUGAAAUUCCCGAAAGGUUUCAAAUACGGAGUCGCCACGGCCGCGUACCAAGUCGAGGGCGCUACGAAGAAUGAGGGCAAGGGACCGACUAUGUGGGACUGGGCUUCCAGACAGCCAAAUGUUGUAUUCGAUAAUUCCAAUGGCGAUAUUGUUGACCUUCACUACUUCCUGUACAAAGAAGACAUCGAACGUGUUGCCGCUCUUGGCGUCACUGCGCAUUCUUUCUCUAUCUCGUGGGCGAGGAUCUACCCGUUUGGCGCCGCUGAUUCUCCUAUAAACACUGAGGGAAUUGAUCAUUAUUCUGAUGUUAUUGAUUAUCAUUUGGCUCAUGGCGUGGAACCUGUUGUAACUUUGUUCCAUUGGGAUACACCUCUCGCCCUUCAGGCUUACUAUGGGGGUUUCACGUCACCAGAAAUAGUCGAUGACUUUGUAAACUACGCCAAGACUGUAUUCAAGGCAUACGACGGCCGUGUCAAAACUUGGUAUACUUUCAAUGAACCACUUAUUUAUUGUGGCGACCUUGCUUCUUCCCCAUUCGAUGCAACGCUCGCCCCUGGUGUAAAUUCGUCUACUGCCCCUUAUCAAUGCGCAUACAAUUUAUUGAAGGCCCAUGCGGGAGCCGUCAAGGCAUUCCGUGAAAUGAACAUAACAGGAGAAAUCGCUUUCAAGAGCAACGAUUACAUAGGCGCGCCAUGGAGGAGCAACUCUACCGAGGACGCACUUGCCGUCGAACGUCACGCAGCAUUCCAACUAGGCCUCUUUGCAAACCCCGUAUACACAACAGGCGAUUGGCCUGACACCGUCAAAGACACCCUCCCCGAGGAGUAUCUUCCGCGCUUUACCGAAGAGGAAAGGAGUGACCUUCUCGGCUCCGCCGAUUUCUUUGCUAUUGAUGCUUACCACUCCCUAUGGGUAAAGGCUCCGGACGAAGGAAUUGAUGCUUGUGUCGCAAAUCCUUCUCAUAGCUUAUGGCCCGUCUGUAAUGAAGCCGUAUACUUUGACUCGGAUUACGGCUGGGCCGUAGGUCCCGCUGGUGAACCACUGGCCACCUCCCUUCAAUCAACACCAAUGGAAAUUCGUGAUUUGCUGAAAGGCAUUUAUUCUCGAUGGCCCAGUAAUAAGAUGUAUAUUUCCGAGUUUGGCAUCCUAGAGCCAUUCGCAUAUGCGAACGCUGAUAUUUCACAAAUAAAGGAGGACGCGGCCCGAACGGACUACCUCCUUACGUACCUCGGUGAGAUGUUGUUAUCCAUACACGAAGAUGGUGUCCCGAUACAGGGCGCUUUCACUUGGGCCAUGGUUGACGAUGCGGAGUGGGAAGGCGGGACAUCUGUCAGGUUCGGUAUACAGCACGUCGAUUACACGACACUUGAACGAACGUACAAGCGCUCGGCGUUGGCUUUGGGUGAGUUUCGUGAUGCUUUACAAUGA
Molecule: messenger RNA, 1785 nt
Organism: Desarmillaria tabescens
Lineage: Eukaryota; Fungi; Basidiomycota; Agaricomycetes; Agaricales; Physalacriaceae
Product: glycoside hydrolase superfamily
Exons: 16
Coding region: 1-1785 (594 amino acids)
Biological process (GO): carbohydrate metabolic process
Molecular function (GO): beta-glucosidase activity
Source: RefSeq, a predicted model, not a curated record